This is a messenger RNA of Linum trigynum, 1383 nucleotides long. The record is from the annotation of a GenBank genome assembly. NCBI's taxonomy places the organism in Eukaryota, Viridiplantae, Streptophyta, Magnoliopsida, Malpighiales, Linaceae.
ACCAAUGCUAAUAAGCAAGUUGAUAACAAUAUGGCAGAGGAGAGGUGGGAGCAUCUCCCCGGCGACAUCCUAUACGACGUGGCACUGCGGCUGCGCAACCUGAGGGAUCUAUUCUCAUACGCCGCCGUUUGCAAGUCAUGGCAUUCCGCGUUGGCGCCGGUUAUCAAGUCGCCGCCUCCGCUGCCGCCCGGUUUCCCGAUGCUUAUGCUGCUGAGACAAGACCAGGAGGGCGGCGGCUGCGGGCGUCAGCGCCGAUUCUUCAGCUUGCUGGACGGACGAACCCACCGGAUGAAGGUGAAUGAAGUCGUCAAUGGUACGGGGAUGAGUUCCUGCGUUGGCGUGUCCCACGGGUGGUUGGUGGUGACGGAUCGAGAAGUGGAGGUACAUUUGACCCACCCAUUAACCGAGCACGCGGUAAAACUUCCGCCGCUAUCACGCUGCCCCAAUUCCACCUACGGCGAACUGCUCCCUGAAGAUUUCUGCGAUUUUUUCAUCACAAAGGCUGUGGUGACAGCGGCUCCCUGGAAAGACGGGGCCGCCAAUCCCGACUGCGUGGUGUUGGCCCUCGUUGGCCAGGCCGAUUUCUUGUGGGCGUGCAGAUUAGGGGAUGAGAUUUCCGAUCACAGCAACGCAGCGUGGACGGAGCUCGAGCUGAUCGUGGAAGGCUAUGCCGACGUUGUUUGCCACAAAGGGAACAUCUAUGCGGCAUCUGGAUUUGGGGCAGUCUACACCAUCAACAACAUUACUACCGGUGUUCGAAACCUUGCGGAGCUAAAAUGGCGCAAGCUCUGCAGCGGGUCUAAGCUUAAUGAAUCGAGAGUAGCCAACUACUUGGUGAGCUCGCUGUCGGGCGAUCUUCUACUGGUAAAGCGCUACCGCGCAGGUUUCUACUAUAAUAAGGCUGCUGAUGAGGGGGAGCUUUUCGACCUUGAAAGUAUGUACCUGACUGUUGGGUUCAUGGUCAGCAAAUUGGUGGACUGUGGGCGGCGGCGGCGGCCGUGCAAGUUGGAGAGGGUAUACAAUUUGAGAUCUGAUGAAGCCUUGUUUGUAGGCCAAAGCUGCAGCUUGUCGCUGUCACUGGAAGCGAUGAAUACAAAUAAGCAGCAAGAAGGACGAGGAAUGUUGACACCCAACUGCAUCUACUUCACCGACGAUCAGUCGGACUUCUUUUCGGAAGUACUCGGAGGCCAUGAUCAAGGCGUGUUUAAUAUGGCGGAUGACACCGUCAAGCCCUGUUAUACUAGAAAAAUAGCUCCUUCACUGUUUUGCCAGCCUCUUUGGUAUAUGUAAUUUCUUCUAUCACAAUGUGGAUGGAUAAUAAUAACUCAUAGUACCGCCCAAGUAGAUUUGGCUGUCAAUUGUGAUUAAAAGAAAAAAAUAUCA